AACUCGAUCAGCAGCGCGAGUGCGAACAGUGCCGGGUGUGGUCGUGCCGUGGUUGAGUGCUGUGCAGUGCUGUUUGUGAGAUGUCAGGCCUUGCGCCGGCUGGUCCAGCGCGCUGCUAGCGGCCGCGGCAUGGCGCGCCGCGCCGCCCGCGCCCGCGCCCCUCCCUACACUCACGCACCAUGAGCGACCUGCAGGCCACCUUCGAGUUCUCCGUCGAACUCUACAAGUUCUACAAUGUCGAUCUCUUCCAGAGAGGGCUAUACCAAGUCCGCGUGGGGCUCCGCGUAUCGCCGAAAGUGCCAGUGCACAUCGAGGCAUCAGUAUCGAGCAGCAAUGGCGGCGCGCGCGCAGGCCGGCCUGCCGCCAACGCUGCACUCAUCGGUGGGCUGGCCGCCUCGCGCCCCUUCCAGAUCAUGUACCGCAACGAGGAGGUCACGCUCAGGGAUAUCGUGCACUUUAGAGCCCAUUUGCUUGUUGACAGCCGAAACCUAAAAGAGUCUCUGGAGCGGGCGGAAUGGAGCCUUGGUGUGGAGCUGUGGUGCAGCGAAGGCGCUCAGUCGAACACUCUUACGCCCGUUUCCUGUCGUGUGCUGAAGCUCCACUUCCAGCCAGCACAGGGUCUGCACUACCACUUGCCUGUGCUCUUCGAUUACUUCCACCUUUCGGCCGUCUCCAUCACCAUCCACACUAGCUUGGUUGCUUUACAUCAACCAUACAUAAAGAAAAGCAUAAUGCACUACGUGCAAAGUUGCACCCCGCGCUCUAGCAAGCAGUGGGGCAAGCUGAUGAAGAGCGCAGGGUCAAACUUCAACGCUUCCGCCAGCUUUGAGAACUUGCUAUUCGGUUCUGCUGGCAAAUGCGCUGGUGGCAACUCUAGCAAGAUUGCACAUGCUAGACAAGUCCAUGCGGAAAUUUGUGGAAUACUGCUAGGCUCCUUGGAGGGCCUACAGAACGCACUAGCGAUCUGUGGAACUACCGGCGUGAUUUUGACUCCUGAGGAUUCCUCGGUCAAUUCCGUUAUCGGCGAAGUAGCUCAACGAAUAAAGGACCUUAGUAAUGGAGGCAAGAAGUCUGAAGCUGGUGAGGAAGAAGAAUGGGCGAUGGGAGCAGCUCAUGACAUUGCGCGAUUAUGCGCAGAAGUGACGCUACGCUGGCGUGCCUUCCUUCACCACACUUCUGAUCGGCCUCAUGUUCACCAUGCUUUAGCGGCUAGGCAUCAUGCGCUAAGAAUUCAACGCUUCUCUGAAUGCUUCUUCGUACUAGACAAUCCACGUCAUUCAUUAGCUGGAUGCUAUGACAGCAACUACCAGUCGUACCAGAGCGUGGGUGAGCUGGCGCGACGAUCACGUUAUCUUGCGUUGUUACCGCCGCUUCCCGUGCAUUGCAUUGCGAUGGAUGGUGACCCACAUAUCAUGCCAAUCAUCUUUGAAGACAGGUAUCAAGACGCGGCGGAAUUUGCUAGACGCCGGUCAUUACUGAGUUCUGGUGCUAGUAAAUCUGGUAGUGAUCCUUUUUUGUGUUCGGAACCCCUUGGAGACGACUGUGCCUGUAGCAUAAGCUCGAUUAUGGAUUCGAGAAGACCCUCUUCUGAAGCAUCUAGAAUAACGUUAACUUUACCAAUGACAAUUAUGGACGUGCUAGAGCCACAAUUCAAUGCGCCCAAGUCUUCUACUAACGUAGUACAAGCAACACUUACACUAGCGCCGCAGAAAUCAGCUCGUGGAUCGCCAAAAAGAUCUCUAGUCAAACAAAAUGCAGUCGAAAUGAGUAAACCACAUAACAAGCAAUUAGAACUUUCAGGCAGAAAUAGGUACAUCGUACAAAAUAACCAAAUAAGUGAAAUACAACUUCCUCCCAACAGCGCUUUUGCUUCAUGCUCCAUACAGCAAGGGCAACAAUUGUCAAGGUAUUCUGCUUCGACGCUCUUAGACAUCAAUGCAGCAAAGAGUAACACAAUGUCAAGAGCUGGAAAAGUUAAAAACGAUCUAAACGAAAUUUUUCGACAAAAACAUGAGAUCACCAGUGGUGUCAGUACACUUCCAGCGAGACACAGCAAGUCUUUGGAUCAAUUAAGAGUUUCACAAAAUAUAGCACCUGUAAAUAAUGCGCAAACAAUAGCAAACAACGUCAGAAAUAAUUCUAAUACAUCUGUAAGCUACAAUCCACCUUCAAAACCACAUGUAUCUCAACAAAUAAAACCCACAACUCUUCCCCGAAGUGUUACCACUACUGCUUAUCCCACGAGUACGACAACAAGAUGCGGAAAUAAAGGGGAAGAUUACAGAAGAAACAUUAAUGAAUUCAGAGAAAAAUACAAAAACCCCUGCAAUAUGAAUUAUAACCACCAUGGAUUGAAUAAUGAUGUGUUUCAUAGUGUAGGAUAUAAUUACGACGGAGUUAUGAAAACUAAUCCAAAUCAAGUGUAUGGUUAUACUUUCGGAAAUCAGGGUAAUUUGCAGGUGAACAAUAUUAUUCGCAAUCCAUUAGAAUUUCAAAGAGGUUACAACAAUGUAAAUUUACCCCGUCCUAUGUUACCUCCGCGUAAUUCAUACCCACCUGUUAGUGGAAAAAACCAAGGGACUGAUCAAAAUAACUUAAUUUCUAAUAAGCAUGUUCACAGAUCAAACUCUACACAUGUAUUUCAUCAAAAUAUGGAAAGCCAGCAGCAAAUCGAUAUAGAGGCAGCACGCAAUCAAUUGCGCCACGAACUCAACUAUUAUCUCCAGAAAGGUGACUGGAGUUACGAUUUUAAUACUGGUAGCUUAAUCCAAAAUUAUCAGAAAAAAUCAAGUAAAAGUAGUGAUGAUAGUGGAUUUGUAAUGACGCUAGAUAGGAGUAGUGACUGUACUUCAAAGUCUACGUACUCUAAAACGCCUCCUUCAACCCCACACUCUACAUUGCCCUCAGUAAGACACAAGAAGAGCCGAUCCAAAGAAUCAAAGAUAAAUAGUAAUAGUAAAGAUCACAAUAAAAUAAAUUCAAGCAGAGAUUCUCUAAACAGUCAUCAUUCAAUAAGAUCCAGAGAUAUCAAAUCUGAACGACACAUUUCAAAAUCGGAAAGAGGAACACCAAAAUCUGAUAAAACUACUCCCAAGUCAGGAGCGAUCACUCCAAAAUCAGGAAUAGCUACUCCGAAAUCAGGCAGAGCUACACCUAAAUCUGGAGCAACCACGCCAAAAAGUGGACGUUCUAGCGGAAAACCCGAAAAACGUACAAAACACAAACCUUCCGAAAAAAUGACGCAACUGAUGUCAGAAGCUGCUUCCUCUUCAAGUAAUGAAAGUAUACCUUUUGAACUCAGAAGAUUAGAAACAUCUGCCAGUGUCCCUUACAGCCUUGAUCAAGGCCCAGAGUUACUACGACACUGCAGAAGUGCUGCAUCUGUAUUAGACGAACCAAAUUUAAAUAAUACUUUCGGUUCGGAGUCGCUACCAAAUUUAGCACCGCCCCCAGCAUUCGAAUCGCCGCCUCUCGAUAUAGGAGACAAGGAUUUUAAAAUUCUUCCUCCAGAAAAUUUCCUCACAAAAGAAGAAAAAAGAAGUAAAAGUAGCUCAACGUCAAGUUUAAGUGAGCAAAGCGGAUGGGUAUCCAGUGGACGUAGUUCAGGGCCAUCUACCCCUGAUAAUGCUAGUUGUCAAUUAAAUCAAAAUUUCCCUCCUCCUAGCAAUACAACCUCAUCAAAAGUUCAAAGUAAAAAGUAUGACGAUCCAGCCGAUGAGCAUGAAAACACGGAAGGUGAAACAAUUAAUGAUUUCAAAAGAACUGUACUUAAUGGAGAGCAGUUACGUGAAAGACUACUAAAAUUAGCUGUCAAGGUCUCUCAAAAUAAUACUGAAGAGAAAAUAGAGUGCUGUGAUAAAGAAGUAUGUGAGGAAUGUACUAUUUGCAGUGACUCUAUAUGUACAGAUAGUCAAUGCGAAUACAAUAAACUCAUGCAUAGCAGUGGCAUUGACGCUGGAUGUAAUUCAGAUACCUGUACAGCGAGCUGUUAUCAGCAGUGCGAGGCUAAUUCAGCAAAGCUUAGUCAAAGGCAUAAUUCUUUCAGUGCCGGUCAAGGAAAGUCCUAUACUUCUAAUGCCAAAGUAUCUAGUGAAGGUAUGGUUAAAAAAUCUCAAACAAUAGCUGAUAAUCUUCAUCCUUACAUACGCAAAGAAAUCCCUACCAAAAGUCAGAUUCCCAUUAAAUCAAAUACUAUGGCCAAAAUUGUAUUAAAAGAUAGAAUCCAGUACACUGAAAAACUAAUAGCAGCAGAAAUAAGAAAUCUAUCAACAGAUCAUUCGUGUAAAACUCGCGUACCCGGUAAAAAUGUUGUGGCAGGACCAGUGGCUGCAAUCCAAAAAUAUCACGGUAAAGCCAAAUCAGAGAUAGAUUUGGCUCAUUUCAUUGGCGACAAUGAUUACGAACAUCUGCCACCACCACAGCAGUUUAGAGAUGCCCCACCACCACCUGACCAGUUCAAAGACCCUCCUACAAAGUCACCUAAACUGAGCAGGCAAAGCAGCAAAUCAUCUACACCUUCAAAAACCCCAAGGAAGCAACCUGUCCAACCAGCAAGUCUGCAGUUAGACAAUCCCAUGUAUCACGUCUGCGAAGGUGUAAUGGAGAGGCGAAAAAUGAGGCCUCAAAAAUCUAUAAAUUCAACUACACCAUCUACAGCCAGUACCCUGAACAAAAGUCAGAGUACUGGAGAAUUGGCUAAUAGAAAUGAAAAUGGAAGUAUAAAAGGACGUGAGAGUGAUCUCGUAAGCAUCUUUGGGUUGGCUGAAUCUGAGCGACUCUUCUUAAAAUGUAGAGACGAAUUUAGACAGAGUGUGAAAUAUCCCGGAGCUAUUUACUCGGACUUUCCUCCCGUGGAAAACUCUUUGCCGUACUUCCACAUUAGCGACGAAUAUAGGAUGUUUAACCCUGAAGGUUUACAUCUGAUAAUCUGUGUCCAUGGCCUAGAUGGUAACGCAGCGGAUCUUCGCCUUGUAAAGACUUACCUGGAGUUAGGAUUGCCAGGAGCUAGAUUAGAUUUCCUAAUGUCGGAAAGGAAUCAAGGAGAUACUUUCUCUGAUUUCGAUACUAUGACUGACAGACUCGUGCAAGAAAUCGUGACUCAUAUUCAGAAUUCAAGUGAACCUGCGAGGAUUAGCUUUGUGGGUCAUUCUCUAGGGACUAUUAUAAUCCGGUCAGCGUUAACGCGGCCACAAAUUAAACCGUUCUUGGGCAAAAUGCACACUUUUUUGUCUUUGAGUGGCCCGCAUCUUGGUACUUUAUACAAUCCUAGUGGAUUAGUUAAUGCAGGAAUGUGGUUCAUGCAAAAAUGGAAGAAAUCUGGAUCUCUCCUGCAGCUAUCCUUGCGUGAUGCAUCAGACCCACGCCGGUCGUUCUUGUACCGACUGAGCGAACGAAAUCAACUCCAUCAGUUCAAACACAUACUGCUGUGUGGUUCUGGACAAGAUCGAUAUGUGCCCCUGCAUUCAGCGAGACUGGAGUUGUGCAAAACUGCUGCUAAGGACAUGUCCCUAUUGGGUCAGGCUUACAAAGAAAUGGUUCACAACAUGGUGUCUCCCCUUGCCGCCCGAGCGUCUACCGUGUCUGUGGUCCGGUACGAGGUGCAGCACGCUCUUCCGCACACAGCCAGCGCACUCGUGGGUCGCGCGGCCCACAUCGCCGCAUUAGACUCUGAUCUCUUCAUAGAAAAGUUCCUCCUUGUUUCUGCCCUCAAAUAUUUCCGAUAAAACAACUUUUGCACGUAAAUUAAUUGCUAAGAAUUUAAAUUGACAGUUCUGAAAGUGAUUUGUCUUGCUAUGUUAUUUAUAAGCAUGUUAAAAACGUUACAAAGCAUUUUUAGCAUUUAAGUGAAGAAAAAUAACGUUUUUUUUCUUUGGUCUGUUUUGACUACAGUUUAUGAAAUGUGCAAUGGCCUCCAAAAAUAAAUUUGCUGCUUACCUAUCGAGUUCUUAGGUUUUCGCGAUUGUUACAAAUAGGAAAUUAAACUAUUUUUAUGGAUCUCCAUCGCGUGUAAAAGGUAUAACGUGACCAUGGUUUCUUUGAAAAAUAAAUAUACACAGGCGAUUGAGAUCCGAAAAAUAGUUGCAGUCCCUAUAAGUUUUCUACGUUAGGCCCUUUAGAUUGUUUCAUAAUUAAAAGUAAACCCCUUGUUUAGCGGUGAUAUAAGCUCGAGGAAUGUGAAACCAUAUAACGGUAUACAGUGUGAUAAACAUUUAGUCCUACAAACUUACGUAGUGUGAUUAAUCAUGAAAUGGGGAUGUUUAAAAUAUAAGUAGGUAACGUUAAGAAGGAUCUUUACACCAAAUAAUUAAGACUACAAAUAGAAAAUGUAGUUAUUAUAGAUGUUAGUUAUUUGUAAAAUUGUAUUGUGGUGUAAGUACAUGGACGGUAUUAAAGUUGGUAAUUCACAUAAUGUUUCUAUACUCACAUUUGAUGUUUUCUAUUCGGUUUGCUUGUUAUAGAAAUGUUAGGUAUCUAUCUUUGUCACUAACUUUGAAUUACUUACACAAUAGUGUAAAUUUGGAUAUUGUAUAAUC
Messenger RNA from Hyposmocoma kahamanoa, 6533 nucleotides. RefSeq names its product protein FAM135A. Lineage: Eukaryota; Metazoa; Arthropoda; Insecta; Lepidoptera; Cosmopterigidae. The record is from RefSeq and is a predicted model, not a curated record. The transcript has 17 exons. Bases 180 to 5723 code for a protein of 1847 amino acids.